AUGCCAGCCUUCCGCAGACGGCUGGUGCUGAACAAAAUCGGAGCGCGUGUGGCGACCGCAAAGACCCGAAUCGUUCAGCCUCUCUCCCACCUCUCCUCCUUCUACUUCUCCGUGCCUCCCCUCACGAGGCUCUACUGUUCGGCGUCGCUGCUGCUGACUCUCCUUUCGUCUCCGACUCUCGCGACAUUCCUGCGCACCAAAGUGCCUGGCCCCGCGCAGCCUCCAUCGUUUUCUCAGGGCCCGAGACACCCGACGCAGUCUCCUGUUUCCUUGGCUCGCCCUUCAGCCGAGCCGGAGGGCCUUCUUCCACCCGAGCAGCUCGCCAUGCACGCGCCUCGGGUGCUGCGGGCCUUCGAGUUCUGGAGGCCGUUCACGGCGGGGACGUUCUUCGGGGCGCCGUCUCUUGGGACGGUUCUCAGGAUAUACGGGGCGUACACAGCCCUGCGACACAUGGAGGAGACUGUCGCCCUCUCUCCAGGCUCGUUGGGUUCCAUCGACGAUCCCGUGCUCCCGCGCCCGUCGGCUUCUCGCCGCUUGAAACCCGAAAGGCGGGUGUUGGGACUGGGAAGGUCGGCGAGUUCUGCCUGGCGCGCGUCUCGAUCUCCGUCGUCGCCUCCUUCGCGCCCCCAAUCCGAAACCGACAGAGAAGGCCAUACUGCGAGGGGCCUCGCUGAGGCGUCCAGCGGCGCCGUCGCGGCCGCGCGGUCUGCUGAGACGCUCACGUUCCUUCUCUUCCAAUUCGCCAGCCUGUCGUGCAUUGCGGGCUGUCUCAAGCUGCCGUUCUUCGCUUCUUCGCUCUCCAGCGCGGCUCUCUACCACAACUGUCGGACGAAUCCCGAAGCACCCGUAUCGCUCAUCAUGGGCAUAAAACUCCCGCAAAAAUACCUCCCCUACGGCGCCUUAGCCGUCGACGUCUUGCAUGCGCAGGCCCUCCGAGCGGCGGUCCCGGGCCUCCUGGGCAUCUGCUCCGGCGAGCUCUACUGGUUUCUGACAAAG
Messenger RNA from Neospora caninum, 996 nucleotides. RefSeq lists its product as hypothetical. Gene Ontology annotation, biological process: endoplasmic reticulum unfolded protein response. Gene Ontology annotation, cellular component: Hrd1p ubiquitin ligase ERAD-L complex; endoplasmic reticulum membrane. The annotation marks the transcript as partial. NCBI's taxonomy places the organism in Eukaryota, Apicomplexa, Conoidasida, Eucoccidiorida, Sarcocystidae. The transcript has a single exon. Gene Ontology annotation, molecular function: ubiquitin-specific protease binding; misfolded protein binding. The record is from RefSeq and is a predicted model, not a curated record.